AUGGCGGACCCACACAGGGAGGGCCUUGUGUCCGUCUCGCCAGUAGAAGAUUACAACCCAUUGCAAGACGAUUUUCCAAUGUCACUGGAGGAAAAUGAUGCUGAUGGUAGUGAUGAUUUUGAUGAUGAUUCACCCUGUGUAUCAUUAGAUCCAGACAAUGAUCCAAGGUUUGAGGUAAUGAAAUACAGUAUAACACCUCCUCCAGAUCAAAGACGUAUGAAACGAGAAAAAAGUAAGCAUCAGUCAUACACGCAUCGAAUAUCACAAAAAGAACACAAGGAAAAGAUAGAGAUGAGGAGGAAGUCAUUGGGGCGUGGUCCAAUGAAUGUUAUAAAGGAAAGAUAUGGGGGCCGGGGAGAUCAAAUGUUUUCAAUGCUUAGUGGUGUUGAUUCAGAUGAUAAUCUUGAAAGAGACUUUCCAGAAAACGAUAAAGAAAAGAAACAUAAAGACAGUCGUGAAUCUAAAAAGAAAGUGCUGACAACAACAAGAGCUUAUGAUCGGACAUUAAAAAGAACUUCUAGUGAUUUAACAGCUCUAAAUACUGACACUGCUGAAGUUCCACUGUAUUCAACAAUUGCUAGACCACUUGACAGUUCAGGAAGGUUUUCUGGUCUGACCAAGUCAUCUCCUCUCACCUUAAGUGGUAGUGGAGCAUUUGGAAAUUUGGGCCUUGGAAUGAGCUGGGGUCGUGAUUUUAGGAGACAAUCAAUGGCAAAUGUGGAGUGCCCUAAAGAUCGUGUGGAGUUUUAUAAGAUAUUCCAGGCUCUUAUCCACAUGGGUUCACAAGGAGGACGAAAGGAUAAGGAUGUUAAAGGAAAAGACAAAAAUAGUAACCCAUACUACCGGCGACAGAUGAGUACAGAACAGGAGCUGUUUCAGGAGAGGUUCAGUGACUUUCUUUGGCAGGAACUGCAGUGGGAACUUCAUGGUUAUAGGGAAGAUACACUCAAAAGUGAACGGACCAAAAUACCUGAAGUAUUAGAAAAAGUUACAAGUUUUAAAAUUACCGUGUCUGACAGUGGUGAAGAAAUGGUAGACUCGGGUAUAAAAGAGAUUAAUUUGCUUUCUCCUGCUAAAGCAGCAAAGAGAGACUCAUCUGAGUACAACACCAUGACAUUAAGUCAAAUAUCUAUAAAGAGGCAGCUUGAAGCAUUAAAUCAAGUAGAGGAUCUUCUAUCCGAAUUAGAUGCUUUGGAGCAACUGUUUCCCACAUCAAAAGCCUUCGCCAAAGAAUUUCCUUUAUAUGGGACACCCAACUUUAAAAACCGUGUGAAAUCUUUAUAUUUAUGGCUUAAUAUUACUAGAGAUCUUUGUCACAAAAUGAAACUCCUAGGUAAAAUACUGGGUAUUCAACACCUCAAUGAUGUAUUUUGGCCCAUGUUGGACUUUGACACACCUUGCACAGCUGAACCAAGGGCUACAUAUAGUCAUUAUCGAUCUAGCUUACCAGAGAUUCUGGAGCCAGAUUUAAGUGAUGAGGGAGAUAUUGAAGAUGAUGAAGAAGAGAGUAGUACAGAUGUUAUAUCUGGGGAAGACAGAACCCCAUCACCACAAAUCAAAACAUCCAAAAAGGUCCAGUUUUCACUGGGAAGUGCUCGUUCCUCCAGGACUUCAAGUCCAAUCACUGUGGAAAUGCCAGAGUCAUCCACACCCGUCAAGCAACCACCUUCCACGAUACGAUACUGGACUCCAUCCAGCAGUCUCUCUCACAUCUCAAGUGAAACCAGUCUUGAUGAGAUGAGUGUUACUAGCUGUGUCUAUAGAAAAUAUGUAGACAAGACAUUGAGGAGAAUGGGAAUGAACAAAAUGCUUAUACGAUUCCGUGAACUCUUAGAUAGAACAUUACAGAGAGCUAAGGAAGCUUUACAGAUAACAAAGGGAUUAAAUCUGUCUGACUCCAACAGUAAAUCACCUGUUGAAGAGAAGUCCCACCUGUCCUCAUCACCUGGGCUGGAAAUUCUGCCAUCGGAAAUGACAUCCCCAACAACAACAACGAUGUACCACCAGAGUAUGAGCCAAACUGACCAGGAGCCCUGGGUGACUCACUUUAGUGAGAUGGGCCUGCCCUCAUUCCGACCUAGCUACCUCUUUCUUCUCAAUGUGUUCCUGGAAGUUAUACAUGAAGCCUUGAGACUUAGACUGGAACAGAGACCAAAAGGGGAGCCAUCAUUCCUCAGUAUUCGACCUCUGCUUCGUGAGUGUAAAGAUGUGUUGCGGGGUGCUGUUAUUGUGAAGCAGUACUACCAACAAAUGGUGGCCUCUGUUAGAUCUGAUGAGGAGUUUGCUGAUGAGGAGGAAAACUUCCCUGACCUAGAACAGUUUGAUGAUGAUAUGAGGAAAAUGCUGGAAAUCUACUUCACAUACAUCCAGAACUGGUUAAUAACAUUACAAAACUUGCCUGAGGCUUCAAGGAGCCUUAAAAAUGUACUGGAGCAAGAGUGGAGCUUCACAAAACAGAUCUGUCCCCAUGUUAGGGGAGGUGAAGCAGAGGCAGGAAAACGAUUCAGCUCACUAGCAAGCAGUCUGCUGUAUUCUAUUGCUGAUUUCCUGGAUUCUGGAAUUGACGAUUUCAGUAUUUCACUUUAUGAUUGGACAAUUCAAGAUGAUGAUGAUGAUGAUGAAGAUGAUGAUGAUGAUGAAGAGGAUGAUGAAGAUGAGGAUGAAAACAAGGAAAGAGAGGAAAAGGAAAAAUCACAUAUAUUAGAGCUAAGACAUUCAUUCCAGAAAACCUCGAGAAAGUGUAAAAGUUUGUUCAACGAAGCUCGUGAGAGAGCAUCAAAAGCUCUGGGGUUUGCCAAAACAUUAAGAAAGGACCUAGAAAUAGCUGCAGAUUUCAAUAUUGCAGAGACAACAGUAGAGCUGCUGGAAAAAUUGCAGGAAACUUACCAUGUCAUGGUAUGAUGGACCCCCCUGAAUCCAGGCUACCUCAUGUUCAUCCCAUCUAGCAUUGUGGACAGCCGCCAGCUCAUCAUACAGUUACUGAAUGUGACAUGUGGGCGGGAGGACCUGACAGGAUCCCAUGACAUCAACCAGAGGGAUGAGGGUUACCUCCUCAUGGUAAACUGUAGUGGGGGAACUGACCAUAAGGAUGAGUGUCCUUUGUGGUCAGGGGAGACAAUCCAGGUAGAACCCACUGCAGAUACAGCCAUUGCUCUCUCACACAUUGAGGUUGAUGGUCUCCUGUUAGUUGUGAUCCAUUCCUCCCACCUUAUGACACAAAGGAAAGAAUUUGAGCAGCUAAUGGGUAAAUCUGUAGCUUUGGUCAAUGAACAGACAUCCUGUCAUCAAGCUAUUGCAGAAUCACUGGGAGAACUCAAGGAGGCAGCGGAACGGCUACAGGAGAAGGUGGUGGCUGCCAUUAAGGAGGUAGACACCAAACUCAAUUUUGAUGACAUUGCGAAACUUGAGGACAAUGAAAGAAACCACCUUCUGAACCUCUACAGAGAGACUAUGCUCAAGGGAUACAACUUUGGAUUUGAGUACCUGCGGGAAGUGACUCGCCUUGUUACAGGUGAGCCACGUCAAAACCUAGGACGUCGGCUUGUCAACUUUGCCCAAGAUUGGAUGAACUUUGUGAUGGAGAAAUGUGAACGUGGAAGAGGGAUGAGACCCAAGUGGGCGAGUCAAGGCUUUGAUUUCCUCAUCACAGCUUGUGAGCCGAGGGUCCUAGCAUAUCUUAGUGUGGAGGAGUUUGAGAAAUUGAAACAUGAUAUUCACAACUGUAUUUCCCAUGUUAUUGGUCAAGCGGAAAAGUACACGCCAGUCAGUCCAACUCAUGGUAAGUCAGUAUCAGAUACCAGUCCUAUGCACAUGUCACGCUCAUCCAACAGUGAUCUUGGCAGUAGUCGUCAGCCUCCUUACCUCCGCUUUCCUUCCUGGCCUGAGCAACAGGGCAAGGUUUCAAGGUCACUAUCAAAUCGAUCAGCUCAGAGUGAGCCGCCCAAUACUCCACAGUCAGCUGAAUCCAGGUAUAAGCGUCUCUCGACAGAUUACUCCCCGGAGGUAGAUUUACAUGAUGGUGAGGAUGGCCCAACACCUGAUAUCUUCAUGAGGAGACGCAGCAGAGGAAAUCCAUUGAAUACUGUUUCUCGUCGGGAAAGGUUGAUGACAGCUAUUGAUGAUUUAGAAAACACUCGAGAUGAAAGACUACAAGAAAAGCGGGUGGUAGGAAGAAAGACCAGUCGGAGAAACGAACCUGAACAGCGUAUUAGUGCACGACGAGUGAACUUCCGGUGGCAGAGGGGAACAAAAAUAGGGGAAGGUCAAUUUGGCAAAGUAUUCUCAGCUGUUAAUAUGGAUACUGGUGAACUGAUGGCCAUGAAAGAGAUGAAGUUUCAAAUCAAUGAUCACCAAGCAUUAAAAGAGAUAGCAGAUGAGAUAACACUAUUUGAAGGGAUCUUACACAACAACCUUGUGAAAUAUUAUGGUGUUGAAGUGCAUAGAGAUGAAAUGUUAGUAUUUAUGGAGUAUUGUGACCGAGGAACAUUAGAAGAAGCAGCUAAGAUGGGUCUUCCAGAAUCACUUAUCCGUAUUUAUACCAAAGAGAUUCUGUUGGCGGUCAACCAUCUCCAUGACAACAACAUUGUACACCGGGAUAUCAAAGGUGCAAAUAUUUUCCUAACCUCAAGUGGUUGUCUAAAACUGGGAGAUUUUGGCUGCUCAGCGAAGUUAAAAAGUCACACAACAAUGCCUGGAGAGUUCAACAACCUGGUGGGGACAACAGCAUACAUGUCACCAGAGGUGAUCACUAAAGUUGGACAUGGUAGAGCAGCUGAUAUCUGGAGUCUUGGCUGUGUCGUCAUUGAAAUCUUCACAGGAAAGAGACCUUGGCAUGAGUUUGACAACAACUUCCAGAUUAUGUUUAAAGUUGGCAUGGGAGGAACACCGGCCAUCCCGGAAAAGUUGAGCGAGGAGGGCAAGGAGUUCUUAUCUUUCUGCUUUGUACAGGAUCCUGCAGAGAGGGCAUCAGCCAGCUUUCUUGUCGACCACGCCUUUGUAAAGGUUGACAUCCAAGAAACCGUCUCUCAUGAGAGAACUGAAGACAUAGAAUCUCCGUUGGAAUGAUCGCCGUACAGACACCGUUUGGAAAGGCUGUUGAAGGAUUAUUUGAUCAGGCACUCUAGGUCCUAACACAUGUUAUAAACAAGAAAAGCUGUCCUAUAGCCUUUCAUGUUGCCAGUUCAUUGAGUCAAAAUUGUCACUAAAUGUUAUGAACAUUAACAGUGACCAAGUUUUUGUGAUACAAUAUUUUUGUUGAAAUACAUUUUAUGAAUGAG
Ylistrum balloti is the source of this 5276-nucleotide messenger RNA. RefSeq names its product mitogen-activated protein kinase kinase kinase 4-like. The record is from RefSeq and is a predicted model, not a curated record. The transcript is spliced from 25 exons. Gene Ontology annotation, molecular function: protein kinase activity; ATP binding. Gene Ontology annotation, biological process: protein phosphorylation; MAPK cascade. NCBI's taxonomy places the organism in Eukaryota, Metazoa, Mollusca, Bivalvia, Pectinida, Pectinidae.